This is a messenger RNA of Paramuricea clavata, 342 nucleotides long. Lineage: Eukaryota; Metazoa; Cnidaria; Anthozoa; Malacalcyonacea; Plexauridae. The record is from the annotation of a GenBank genome assembly.
AUGUUACUGACAGUGGACAAGGUAAAAGCCCUCAUAGAAGCACCCGCAGCAACAUCAAUUGCGCAGGUCCACUCUUUCCUUGGGAUGGCUAACUCCAGCGCCCACUUUACACAGCUCUACUCGGAAACCACUGCACCACUGCAGAGAUUUGAAUUGAUGAAUGAACGUCAGACAGCCUUCGAGACCUUGAAGAAAGCAAUGGCUAGCCCUGCAGUCAUGUCUUAUUACGACCCCACAAGACCAGCCCGACUCAUCGCGGAUUCAUUCAAAUAUGAUCUGGCUAGUAUCCUAACUCGAUUAGACACAGAGACAGGGGAUCACAAGGUAGUUGAUACCAGAUAG